Molecule: messenger RNA, 2247 nt
Organism: Ananas comosus (pineapple)
Lineage: Eukaryota; Viridiplantae; Streptophyta; Magnoliopsida; Poales; Bromeliaceae
Product: cleavage and polyadenylation specificity factor subunit 6-like
Exons: 4
Coding region: 1275-1781 (168 amino acids)
Source: RefSeq, a predicted model, not a curated record
AGCUCGGCGGCCUCUCGCGAUUCGCGGGCAGCGGAGUCUCUGCAAAAACCGUUUUUCUGCAAAAAAACGUACGAGCCCCAUGCCUUUGCCCAUACCCCAUCCUAUCCUCCUCUUCCUACACUUUCCCUCAAUCUCAAUCUCAACCACUCUCUUCUCCAUACUCCCUCCUCCCUCUUUCCAGAACCCUCCUUUCCUCUGUCCUUCCUCUAAUUCCAGCCUCUUUCCUUUUCGCAGCCCCCUCCCUCCUUUCCCUCUUUCCCAGUUGCCAUCGCCUCGGCCGCCUCGCCACCGUCGGCGUCCUCCGGGAGCACCUCUUCACCGCCACGCGCCAAAAGGGCGCUAAAAUUUUCCUCCCCCUUCCCAAGUUCCCCAAAUCUACCCAAACCCUAGCUUCUCUUCUAUAAUUUGAAUCAGGGAUCCUAACCAGGUAUGGCACGCGGGCGGGCGAGCGGGCGCGGGCGAUCGGCGCGAGCGGGGGUGGGCGCAGGCGAUCGGCAUGAGCGCGGGGCGGGCGAGUUCUCUUUUCUUUUUCUUUUUUUUUAAACCUCAGGAUCCUACUAUUGAGCAACUUCUUCUAAUUUUUCUCUCCUUGCUAAAGGAUGAGUUUCCAGAUGUUAGACUCAAUAUAAUCAGUAAACUCGAUCAGGUUAACCAAGUUAGUACCGGCUAGAGAGGUACUUACAGAGAGUUUAUUUAGAUUCCUAUUUAUUUGUCAUUGAUCUCUUGCACUGUUGCUGUCUUUUAUCAUUUUUGGUACUUCUGCUUGAAAUAUUUUCCAGCUUUUGCAUAUGGAAAAAUGGAUAACUAUUUUGGCACCGAUUGUGUUAGGUAUUGAACAAGGAGAAAUGAUUUUUAAUUAGAACUUCUAUUGUUCUUUUGGUGGGUUAAUAUCGCAUAAAUCCACAAUCUGUUUUCUAAUUGUAAUUUGAUCUACUGACUUGUAUUUGGUGGCAAAAAGAUCUACUAUAUACUAAUUGUAAUUUGCACACAAAGUUUGAUCGUUGUAAGAAAUCAUUUUUUGUCAAAUGUUACAUAGUUUCGUUUGAUGCAAGUAACUAAAUUUGGCCCACAGUUUAAUUUGGUGCGAAAAGUCUCAUUGGUGGAUUGGCUAACCAAUUAAUAUUGGAUAAUCAGUAACUUUUUGCAUCACAAGCUUUGCGGGUCAAAUUGAGGUGGAUAAUAAGAUAGUGUGUUAUUUUGUUUCAGAUAAAGGUAAGUUACAUUGCAUUUGUUAUUUUACUUUUCUCAUUUUAAACAUUCAUUCCUCAUUUUUUAUGCUUUUUUUUUUUUUUUUUUUCCUUCUGAGGAUGAUUUUCUCGAAAGCUGAUUUCUGUUUCCCCGCCCUCACCCUGCCCGACGAACUCGACCGCGCCCGCCAGCUCCGCCUCGAGAUUGAGCGUGACACCGAGCGCAAGUCCCACGCUGAAGCUCGCUCCCGCCGCCACGACGACGCUGAGUACAACGAUGAUUAUCGUCGCCGGGACCGGAACCGGGACCGGCACCGCGGUCGAGAUCGUGACCAUGACAGUGAUCGGCGGCGGGAUCACAGCGAACGGGAUAGGGAUAGCCCUACAUUUCCACCCGAAGGUUAUCACGAUAUCAAGGUUGCUCUGGAGUGUUUAUUAAAAGUUGUCAUUGAGGUUUCAUUGAGAGGAGAUGGUGGAGACAGGGAUAUCAAUAUUUUUGUGCAAAAGAGUUUGUUUGCUUCCUAUUUUAGUGCGGCUAUGUGGCCUGUUAGAGAGUGUAACAAGUUUCUACUUGCCGGACUUUUUUUUAGGUAAAUUUGCAUGAGGUUGUAACGCUAUCCUUCUUAAAUUGGUCUCGAUUUUGCAUCUGUAAUUUAGAAAAUGUUUGAUUGUAAAGUACUGUUGCUUGGUUGAUUGUAUUUGUUUUCUUAUCUUCAUCAACCUGUGCAAAUUUGUUUCUCCAAUUGUGGUGUCUUAAUUGUUUUUAUUAGAUUUCUUAACUAUCAUCUUUUUAGCUUGCUUAGGUUUGUUAUAUCAUCUGCUUUACCAAAACAGUGAUCUUAAUUAGUAUCUCAGAAUACUUGCAAACUAUAGAGCUCUUGCCAUACCUAUUUAGUGCUGCUGCAAAGAGUUUUAACAAAAGCUAGCUAAGUUAGUCGAGGCUUAAUUUAUUGGGUAUCAGAACCUGAACUUCAAUAUAGAUGGAUCUUAACCUAUAUAAUGCAGAUGAUCUGGUAUUUGAUAUAUAGAAAAUUUGGAUCAGACCAAAUCUGAAAAAAAA